AAAGUGUCCUCAAUCGAAUCGAUCGCGGAGCUUGGGAUGCUUGGGUUUCGAAGGGGAUAUCGGUUCUAAAUGACCUUUUUAAAGUCAUAGACGUGGCCUUUUCGAAUAUUAUACCGUUGUUUUAAAUUUGCCGUAUUUUCCUUUUCAUCUCCCUCGCAUCAGUGCUGCAAUUCAAGUGCAAAGAGCCUCACCAGUACAUUGCUUGCAGCUUUGUAUACCUUGAUGAAUUGCUAACGAAUAACCGGUUUCUACGUCACUUUUUACGAUUGCUUAUGUAUCCAUAUUAGAUCAAUACCUUGUCGCUCCAGAUGGCUCCGCCUGGCCGCCGACGCAAUAGUAGGGGGUUCUCCCUCCUCUACCUACUUCCAACAAUUUUCGUCUCAGUCCUUAUAGCAUCAUUUCCAAGCACAGCUUCUGCAGUCGGUACAGGCGUGAUAGGAAUCGACCUUGGCACCGAAUAUAUCAAAGCCGCGGUAGUGAAAGCGGGCGUACCGCUCGAGAUUGUCUUAACAAAAGAUUCGAAGCGAAAAGAGCGUUCGGCAGUGGCAUUUAAACCUGCGCGGGAAAGCGGGGCUGCGUUUCCAGAGAGAUUUUAUGGAAGUGACGCCGUUGCUCUUGCGCCUAGAUUCCCCAAUGACGUGUACCUCAACUUGAAGGCUCUCCUGGGUGUCCCGUUUGACACCGGAGUCCAGGGCUCUGAUGGUGGCCUACAAAAUAUGGUUUCCUUAUUCAAAGAACGAUAUCCAGGAGUUAAGCUUGAACCAGAUUCCCAUGACCGGGUUGGCAUCAGGAGUGAGAGACUCAACAAAGCAGAAGGCAAAGAGCCAUUCCUCGUGGAAGAACUGUUGGCGAUGCAGUUAAAUCAGAUUAGAGCAAAUGCAGAAGAAAUGGGUGCCCAGCGGACAGACUUGGAGGAUGCGGUUAUCACCAUCCCUCCAUUCUUUUCUGCUGAAGAGAGGCGAAGCGUACAGUUUGCCGCAGAAUUGGCCGGUUUAAAUGUCCUUUCCUUACUCACAGAUGGAACGUCUGUUGCCGUCAACUAUGCUACUAGCCGCACGUUCCCUAACGCGACGAAUGGUGAAAAGCCUGAGCAUCACGUUGUGUUCGAUAUGGGAGCUGGUUCGACCAGUGCCACAGUCCUCAAGUUCCAGAGCCGUACUGUCAAGGAUUUUGGCAAAUGGUCCAAAAGCUUCCAAGAAAUACAUGCUGUCGGAGUUGGAUGGGACAAAACCCUUGGAGGUGACGCCUUGAACGAACUAAUCGUUGAUGAUAUGGUUUCCAAGCUAGUUGAAUCCAAGAAGUUGAAAGACGGAACAACUACAGAGCAGGUAAAAGCUCAUGGAAAGACCAUGGCAAAGCUAUGGAAAGAAGCGGAAAGACUUCGUCAAAUUCUAAGUGCCAACACAGAAACCUCUGGCUCCUUUGAAGGCUUGUACGAGGAAGAUGUUAACUUCAAGUAUUCCAUUUCACGAUCCACCUUUGAAGAGUUGGCAAAGAAUCAUGCCGACCGCAUUUCUAAACCUCUCAUGGAUGCUCUUGCUAUGGCCAAACUUACAUUGGAUGACAUCGGCUCUAUUAUUCUUCACGGAGGUGCCAUCCGAACUCCCUUCGUGCAGAAGCAACUUGAGCAGGUUUGCAACGAUGCAGGCAAGCUUAGAACAAAUGUUAAUGCCGAUGAAGCCGCUGCUCUUGGAGCCGCAUUUAAAGGUGCUGCCCUGAGCCGUUCCUUCAGAGUAAAGGAGAUUAAGACGCACGACAUCCCAGGCUACGGAGCGUCUAUCAAGUUUGUAACCGGGGGAAAGGAAAGGAAGCAGAAGGCCUUUCUUCCGACUUCGCAGAUCGGCCAGGAAAAAAUCACGAUUAUCAAAAAUUUGAACGAUUUCGAAUUGGACUUUACCCAAGAACACCUUCGCGAUAACGAAACGAUCGACUACCCGGUCUUCCAUGCGAGAACAACAAACCUUACACUAGCACUAGCUGAACUGAAGGACAAGUUUGGGUGCGCGGCCGAAAAUAUCACCAUCUGGUUCGGAAUGCAACUCAACCCUGUUAACGCGAUUCCUGAGAUUACUCGCGGCUCAGCGAGCUGCGAGGUUGAGGAAGAAGUAAAAAAAAGUGUUGUCGAAAAAGCCAAGGAAUUCUUAGGCUUCGACUCCAAGAAGAGCCAACAGCCUCUCAAAGAUGAUUCGAACAAAGAGCCGACAAGCGAAUCGAGCACUGCCUCAUCUUCCCCCAACACGGCUUCCAGCGAGAGUGUCGAAUCCCCUACCACAUCCUCAAGUACGAGUUCUGAAACCGCAACAGAAUCUCCCUCGGCCGAAUCUAAUGUGAUAGUGGAAGGACCGGAGCAACCACGGAACUUCCGGGUCGAAACCUCAAUCAUUGGCUUCGAAUUUGCCCCACUGGGCAUCCCCAGGCCAUCAAAAGAGGAGAUGAACCGGAUUCAAAGCCGACUAGCGGCUUUUGACGCUUCAGACCUUGCUCGCAUUCAACGCGAAGAGACUUUGAACAGUCUGGAAGCCUUUAUUUACCGCGCUCGUGAUUUACUCGAUGAUGGAGAAUUUGUGAAGGCGAUCACCAACGAUGCCUUGGAGAAAUUGAAGCAGAGUCUCCAUGAAAUCAGUGACUGGCUAUAUGCAGAUGGAUCUGAUGCUCCGACCCCGGACUUGAAGGCGAAGCUGGAUAGUUUGAAACAGCUAGUUGACCCGGCUUUGGAUCGAAAGAGUGAGAAUGCCCAGCGUCCGGCGAAACUUGAGAGCCUAAAGCAGAAUCUCAAGAGCACGAAGAUGUUUAUGGAGGUGAUGGACAAACAGAUUAAAGCGGAAGAAAGCGCUUUUUCUGCAUCUACGUCAAAAACGUCAUCGCCAUCGCCAAGCGAAACCUCAAGUACUAUCAUUUCCAGCAGUGAGGAAUCUUCCGUCAACGAUUCGUCUUCUUCUACUACUUCCACCUCUACCUCGACGUCUUCUUCACAGCCUACCCCAACUUAUUCUACCUACACCCCCGUCGAUCUAUCUAUCCUUUCUGAGACUCACGACAGGAUUGAGAAGUGGCUUGAUGAGAAAAUGAAGCUCCAAGAGAAGCUAUCUGACUCUGAUACCCCCGCAAUCACCAUCGCCGAUAUGGAAGCUAAACUUGCAGAAUUGCAGAGGGCAUUGAAUAGAGUCAUGGAAAAGAUGACACGAAAGGCCAAGACCGGGGGAGGAUCUGGAGGGAGUAAAAAACAAGGCAAAAAGAACGGAAAAAAGAACAAGGGGAAGGAAAAGGAGAAGUCAAAGACUAAGGGCGAAGAGAAGGAGGAGAAGGAGACUAAGAAAACCGAUGGCAAGAAGGGAACGACAACGAGCAACAAGGAUGAAUUAUAA
Molecule: messenger RNA, 3365 nt
Organism: Coccidioides immitis RS
Lineage: Eukaryota; Fungi; Ascomycota; Eurotiomycetes; Onygenales; Onygenaceae
Product: hypoxia up-regulated 1
Exons: 2
Coding region: 309-3365 (1018 amino acids)
Biological process (GO): cellular response to hypoxia; negative regulation of hypoxia-induced intrinsic apoptotic signaling pathway; endoplasmic reticulum unfolded protein response
Cellular component (GO): endoplasmic reticulum chaperone complex
Molecular function (GO): ATP-dependent protein folding chaperone; ATP binding
Source: RefSeq, a predicted model, not a curated record